Molecule: messenger RNA, 501 nt
Organism: Macrosiphum euphorbiae (potato aphid)
Lineage: Eukaryota; Metazoa; Arthropoda; Insecta; Hemiptera; Aphididae
Source: the annotation of a GenBank genome assembly
AUGAGCACUUAUGAAGAGAUUAAUAAAAAAUUUUCUUUUUUUUUUCGGCUUCAAAUGUUAAGUAUCACAGAAGUUCGAAAACAAGGAGAUUAUUUGAGGAAGUGUUAUCCUAACGAUUUACCUGUUACAUUUCCAAAUGAAUGUGUUCAUUUUAGAAGCUAUUUACUAACAAAGUCAAAUAAAGAAUAUAUACCUAAAACUGCUUUAGAAAUGUGUAAAAUGAUACAUGAUGAUGACAUUCAAUAUAUUUAUCCUUACGUCAACAUAGCACUCAGAAUGUUCUUAUGUUGUCCAGCAUCUAAUUGUUCAUCAGAGAGAUCCUUUAGUGCUCUAAAGAGAGUUAAAACAUAUCUGAGGUCUAGGAUGACUGAUGAUCGGCUCAAUAACUUGGUGAUACUUCAUAUAGAGUCAGAAAUAACAACUCAAAUACAAUAUGAUGAAAUUAUACAAGAUUUCAGUGAGAAAAAUCGAGGCGUAAAUUAUAAUGUUAAUAUGUUAUAA